AUGUCUGAAGAUCAGUUACCAAUUGAAGAGACAAGAGAUGCAUUAAUUCAACGUCAUAAAAAAGAACAAAAAGAUUUAAUAGCGACUGUAACAGGGUUGAAAAAACAAGCAACUAAGAAAACAAGGAAGAGUGUUCUUCAAAAAUGUCAAGAAUUACAAGAUAAGUUAAAUCAAAAACAACAAGGUGAAUUAAAGAAAUUUGACGGUGGUGGCGAUGUUGUUGAUGAUGAUGAUGAUGGAGGUGAAGAAGAAAUGACUCCUGAGAAAUUACUCGAACAAAUGUCAUUAGAUAACAAGCCACAAGAAGAACAGACAACUACUACAACGAGUAAUGAACCAAAGAAGAAGAGAAAUAGACAAAAGGAAAGAUUAGAAAGACGUAAACAAGAAAUUGAAAAAAUCAAACAGGAAGCAAUUAAAGAAUCUGCAAAUAGUAUAGAUUAUAGAAAAUUAGAACAAGAAUCUAUGGAGAAAAUAUUAUCCAUGAAUAAUCUACAAUUAUAUGAAAUUAAACCUGAUGGACAUUGUUUAUUUGCUUCAAUUCAAGAUCAAUUAUUAAUCCAUCAUAAUAAAUCAGUUGAAAUUCAAGAAUUAAGAAAUUUAGCAGGUGAUUAUAUCCUAGAAAAUCAAAAUGAUUUUAUUCCAUUUUUAAUUGAUGAAGAAACAGGUGAAUUAAAAAAUAUAAAUGAUUAUGUUGAAGAAUUAAAAUCAACAGCAAUGUGGGGGUCAGAUAUGGAAAUUCUUGCCCUUGCUAAUAUCUUCAAUUGUCCAAUUAUUGUAUACAUGGCAGGUUCUUCAGAAUUGAAAAUUAAUCCUGAUGGUGAAUUAAAAGAGUUAAAUUUGGGUUAUUUCAAACAUUCAUAUGGUUUAGGUGAACAUUAUAAUUCUUUAAGAGAUUUAUAA
This is a messenger RNA of Candida tropicalis MYA-3404, 903 nucleotides long. RefSeq lists its product as uncharacterized. Lineage: Eukaryota; Fungi; Ascomycota; Pichiomycetes; Serinales; Debaryomycetaceae. Bases 1 to 903 code for a protein of 300 amino acids. Gene Ontology annotation, molecular function: cysteine-type deubiquitinase activity. Gene Ontology annotation, biological process: protein deubiquitination. The record is from RefSeq and is a predicted model, not a curated record. The transcript has a single exon.